AUGAAAGCCAUAGCUGUAUGCGCACUGCUUGCAGGGCUGACGGGCGCCGUGGAUGUCUACUUGCAUCCAGCGAGUACGGUAGUCUCGAGUCGCAGUGCGUCGCAAGCAGGUGCCGCGCUCUCGCGCCAUCUCGGGCUUGAGUACCACGAGGCCCUGGGAGAUGACCUGGAGUUGACAGAAAGCUUGGGAAGGCAAGAGGCAUUCGUUGGGAAGGGACCCGGGAGUGCUCUGCUGGUCGGUGUCAACGAAGAAGACGCAAAAGCUGCCAUCCCAGCUUCGUAUGAGGAAUCAUUUUCUCUGUCCUCGGACUUCUCUGCAACAUCUCUCUCGACUCUCAUUCCCACGUAUCUUGACCGCGCUCGGCAUACCUACUCCAACAUAUUCGCACCCGAAACGCUACCCGAGAAGACACCCCGCAUAAUCGACAUCUUCUCUGUUCCCUCUUCCGCAUCACAAACAUUCCUGUCACAGAUGACCACUCUCGUCGACUUUGUGGAGUCUGACGACAUUCCUACCGACAAGUUCGCGGCCGUCCUGCUUACGGGCCUCUCCGAGCUUGCUACAGAGCAUGGCCGCCAGAGUGAGCAGUACAAGCUCGCCGCCGAGACCAUCCGAGGCUUCCUCUCCAGUGUAACGGAGAAACGCGACCUCAAGCUUGCUGUGGUCACCCUUCCUUCCACAGUAUCGCAGGCGAAGAGACAGGUCAGCUCUGCGCUUCAGCCACCGCAGACACCUUUCCCUCCCCCAAAGCCUGGCCCCGCUGAGCCUAUCGACGCGAUUGCCACGUGCUAUUCAACGGCUGAGACGUGCGGUAACUCGACCAGCUCAUGCAGCGGGCACGGACAAUGCGUGCAGGCAAGCAAGCAGGGGCGCACGUGCUACGUCUGCGCCUGUUCGGCAACCAAGGAUACGAAGGGCCAAACAGAGGAUUGGGCUGGGAGUGCAUGCGAGCGCAAGGAUGUCAGCGGACCGUUUGUAUUGCUUUCUGGGACAGUGAUUGCCCUAAUCUUGCUCGUUGGCGGAUCAGUCGCGUUGCUCACUGCCAUUGGCGAGCAGGAGCUGCCGAGCACGUUGACAGGUGGUGUCGUACCGACAAGAAAGGAUUAG
Fomitopsis serialis is the source of this 1107-nucleotide messenger RNA. RefSeq lists its product as uncharacterized. NCBI's taxonomy places the organism in Eukaryota, Fungi, Basidiomycota, Agaricomycetes, Polyporales, Fomitopsidaceae. Gene Ontology annotation, cellular component: endoplasmic reticulum. Bases 1 to 1107 code for a protein of 368 amino acids. The record is from RefSeq and is a predicted model, not a curated record. The transcript has 3 exons.